CUAGGGUUUUGCGCUCCUUCACCACAUUCGCGACAGUUAUCUGCAUUUUCCGGCAUAAACACACGGACGGCAGAGCCACAAAAACAUGAGGGGUCAAAAGUUGUGAUACUGAAAUUUGGCAGACACGGAACACACAUAACACAGAAGCAUGGCCAGUUCCAUGGUGGCAGUGGGACUGGCUCUGGCAGCAGCCGGAUUUGCAGGUCGUUAUGCCAUUCGGGCCAUGAAGGAGGUGGAGCCUCAAGUGAAACAGGCUCUUCAGAGCUUCCCCAAGACAGCUUUUGGAGGAGGCUAUUAUAAAGGCGGCUUUGAACCAAAAAUGACAAAGAGAGAAGCUGCUCUGAUAUUGGGUGUCAGUCCCACAGCAAACAAAAACAAGAUCAGGGAAGCUCACAGAAAGCUGAUGAUCCUGAACCAUCCAGACAGAGGUGGAUCUCCCUACAUCGCAGCAAAGGUAAACGAGGCUAAGGACCUGAUGGACGGCCAGACCAAGACAUAGUUGAUGGUUUCUCACAGCAGAACUAACCACUUUUGUAAAUGUACUGUUCUCUAAUUAAACCAUGCUGUACAAAUCAAA
This is a messenger RNA of Cynoglossus semilaevis (tongue sole), 577 nucleotides long. It is a transcript of the gene dnajc19, whose product is annotated as DnaJ (Hsp40) homolog, subfamily C, member 19. Gene Ontology annotation, biological process: protein import into mitochondrial matrix. The record is from RefSeq and is a predicted model, not a curated record. The coding region runs from base 149 to 499 and encodes 116 amino acids. NCBI's taxonomy places the organism in Eukaryota, Metazoa, Chordata, Actinopteri, Pleuronectiformes, Cynoglossidae. Gene Ontology annotation, molecular function: ATPase activator activity. Gene Ontology annotation, cellular component: PAM complex, Tim23 associated import motor. The transcript is spliced from 6 exons.